CAGAGGAGGAAAACCCCCUCCCUGUUGUGGAAGAAACUUUCUCUGCUCCAGGAUCCCAUCAAGGCAGCAACAACAAGGUAUACACCAUGGUGGAUUACUAUGAAGCACUCGGGGUGCCCCGCAAUGCAUCUCCAGAUGACAUCAAAAAAGCAUACAGGAAGAAAGCGCUGAAGUGGCACCCGGAUAAAAAUCCAGAUAACAAAGAAUACGCCGAGCAGAAGUUCAAGGAGAUUGCAGAGGCCUAUGAAGUGCUGUCAGACAAGAACAAGCGUGAAGUCUAUGACCGCUAUGGCAAAGAAGGACUCAUGGGUGCUGGUGGACCCAGUGGAUCCAGGGCUGGCCCAGGGAUGCCUGAAUACACCUUCACUUUCCGCAGCGCUCGUGAUGUCUUCCGAGAUUUCUUUGGGGGACAGGAUCCUUUUGCUGACUUUCUUGUUGAUGAUAUGUCCCCAUUCUCAGACAUGCAUAGAAGUGGACCUCGACAUCCUGCAGCAGGAUCAUUCUUUUCAUCCUUUGCAGCAACACCAGAAUUCUUUCCUUCCGGUCUUGGGUCGGGCAUCAAUAUGGGAAUGGGCUUCCGCUCCAUCUCCACAUCCACUAAGUUCAUCAAUGGCAAGCGCAUCACUACCAAAAGGAUCGUCGAAAAUGGGCAGGAGAGGGUGGAAGUGGAAGAAAAUGGGGAGCUGAAAUCUGUUCAUAUUAAUGGGGUUCCAGAUGAUUUGGCGUUAGGCUUGGAGCUGAGCCGACGGGAGCAGCAGCAAGCUCUCCAAAACCGCAAGUCUUCAACUCCUCCUCCGUGGACACCAGUUCAACCCUCGCCUCCUAAACGCCCACCUCGUAGUUCAUCCCCUGUGAUCUUGUACACGGACAGUGAGGAGGACGAUGAGGAUCUGCAGCUGGCCAUGGCCUACAGCCUGUCUGAGAUGGAGGCCAAGGGCCAGCACAGAGCAGACCCUGAUGGACAGGCAUAUUCUGUCUGACGCCCCUCCAUGCUGCCUCCCUGCAGGUGUGUUCUGAGUCUGGAAGAGCUGUGGGGAUUGCCUCUCUAGCGUUCGUGCUCACAGAAGGCUACUCAAGCCUGGACUUCGCUUUCUAUCCCCUCCCUGAGCCCUGCCCUGGGGAUUGGCAGGCUCCAAGUGUGUGACUUCCUCUCCCAUUAGUUCUCUCUCUGCGGCAGGUCAUUUAGCAGCCAGUAGCUCAUGAGUCAGGCUGAGCGCACAGCCUCUUGUCUGUGCUGGUAGCUAUGCUGCUGCUCCUGACUUAACACUGCUCGAGGCAUUCUCCAUUUUCUAUUACCCUCUUCCCUGUCCAAGAGAGGAGCCUGAGGCACGGCUGAAGAAGAAGGAUCUGGCUAUGAGGCAGGACGAAUGUGAAGCAGCCAUGGGAUAGUAGUGGGCAUAGAAGAGAAGCCACUGACUAAGCAAGGCUGCAUCCUUGCCCUCUUUGGCUUUGGGAGGGAUUCAGUGUGUGCACUGCUGGACUAUUCAUGUUUCUACAGGUGUGAGGCUGGGGGUUUCAAGAAACAAAUGAAGGAAAGGACGGGCUUCUGUCAAGGGCUAUAAACCAGGCUCUCCCUCUGUGCAGCAGGGAAUUUUUCUCAGUAUGCAUUGCAGAGUGAGAGAAAAGGAUGGCAUUAGUCUCUUUCCACAGAAAGACAGCUGCAGACCUAACCUUUCUCCCUUUGGAGGAAAGCCCUUCCCUGGAAGUAACAGAGUUCCAUUAAUACAAGCCUGCUCUACAAGUCUGUAAUCCUGAGGUGGGGAAAAGAGGGAGAGGGACUGAUCUCUUUUGUAACUGAAGUGCUUGCCCAGUGUAGAAUGAAAGAUGUUGUCAAUAAACUUCUUUACAAUUAA
Heteronotia binoei (common prickly gecko) is the source of this 1853-nucleotide messenger RNA. It is a transcript of the gene DNAJB2, whose product is annotated as DnaJ heat shock protein family (Hsp40) member B2. The transcript has 11 exons. Gene Ontology annotation, molecular function: Hsp70 protein binding; ATPase activator activity. Bases 87 to 980 code for a protein of 297 amino acids. Gene Ontology annotation, cellular component: endoplasmic reticulum membrane; cytosol. Lineage: Eukaryota; Metazoa; Chordata; Lepidosauria; Squamata; Gekkonidae. Gene Ontology annotation, biological process: positive regulation of proteasomal ubiquitin-dependent protein catabolic process; protein refolding. The record is from RefSeq and is a predicted model, not a curated record.